Messenger RNA from Lycium ferocissimum, 1362 nucleotides. RefSeq lists its product as uncharacterized. The transcript has 7 exons. The record is from RefSeq and is a predicted model, not a curated record. Bases 16 to 1197 code for a protein of 393 amino acids. NCBI's taxonomy places the organism in Eukaryota, Viridiplantae, Streptophyta, Magnoliopsida, Solanales, Solanaceae.
UAUUCACGAAUACUAAUGGCAUUAGUACUUUUUCAGGAUUGCCUCCAUGAAUCCUUCAGAAACUCAUUACCACUUCAUGGUAUAGUGGUCGAGGAAGAUCGUACUAGCAUUGAAAAUAGUGGAUCUUCAACGGGCUCCUACAAUAUUGUUACUAUUGAUGAUAUUUCGCCGAUUGAAACGGCAAGGACAAGAUUUUUGGACAUUAUCGUAGAUCAUUUCAUAAGGCCACAAGUAGUUGAAGUUGUAGAUUCAGAGGCAGACUUUGCAGCUCAAUCUUCACAAGAUAAAAUGAGCAAGCGGAAGUCUAGAGAAAUCAAUUAUGAAGGUGAUGCUACAUUUGUUUUGCCCUUGAUGUAUGUGGCUAACAUGUAUGAAACACUGGUUAGUGAAGUGAAUGUAAGGCUCUCUUCUUUAAAUGGCAUGCGUGAAAAAACCAUCGGUGUGGCCCUUGAAGCAGCUGGUGGUUUAUACAGAAAGCUUGCAAAAAAAUUUCCCAGGAAAGGACCUUGCACAUUUAAAAGGCGGGAGUUGGCUACAUCUUUUGAAACAAGGGCAAGGUUUCCUGAAUUAGUGAUACAGGAGGAAAAGCGUGUUCGGUUUGUUGUGGUUAAUGGUUUAGCCAUUGUGGAGAAACCAACAAGCUUAUGUAUUGAUGAUGCAGAAUGGUUCAGAAGACUGACGGGCCGAAACGAAGUUGCUAUAUCCCCCAGAGACUAUAAAUUCUAUGCUCCAAGACACAAGUAUAGACGUGCAUCAAACUCAGUUUCCAACAUCACUGGUUUUUCAGCAUUCACCAGCACAGACAUUGCUUCUUCAUUAGCUGCAGGUCAAAGCUACCGCUCUGUUAGUGAAGAUAGUCAACAGACUACCUCAAAGCAGCAUAUGCAACCUCUGUGCCAUCAGGGUCAAUUUCAUCCCCUUCAGCACCAGCACCAUAUCAACCAAAGCCAACAUAUAGCCCACUUCUCUCAUAAUCAACAAUGUGGCCCUCAGUCACACUUGCCUGAAAUUGCUCAUUCUCAGUCGCCAACCAUGUCUCCGCAUAUGGCUUGCUUACAACAAUUAGGCCAUGUUGGUGGACGCAUGCAUAUAAUGCCUACAAGUCCUGCAAAGUUUUGUGACGAAUGUGGUACUCCCUACUUGAGAGAGACCUCUAAAUUCUGCUCAGAAUGUGGUACAAAGAGAUUAGGAAUUUGAUGCGAACUCAUCCAGUCUCCCAAUGUGAAUUGUACAUUAAUUGUAAAUAUGUAUACAUUUCUAUACCAGAUUACUCAUCUUUCUCUCCAUCUCUCUUGUCUUUUGUUCUUCCUUCGGUUUUUGUUUUCUGUGGGGAAAAAAGGUUUUCUCUUUGUUUUUUGUCCC